This is a messenger RNA of Sycon ciliatum, 1803 nucleotides long. RefSeq names its product lysosomal amino acid transporter 1 homolog. The coding region runs from base 248 to 1240 and encodes 330 amino acids. The transcript has 8 exons. Lineage: Eukaryota; Metazoa; Porifera; Calcarea; Leucosolenida; Sycettidae. The record is from RefSeq and is a predicted model, not a curated record. Gene Ontology annotation, cellular component: membrane.
UUGCAAGCUUCAUAUUUCUCGUCAAAUCUGAACACAUGCAAGCACGUAACUCGUUUUCAUUUGGCAGAAGCUCUUGUCUUCAAGACCGCAGACGUCAAGCUAGGUGGGGUCCCUUUCAUUCUCAGGACAGCCACCAUUAGCGGCGUAGCCUGCGACUCGGCAAUAGUUCUGAGUGUUAUAGGAUCUCCGUGUAGCUGAGUUCGAGUGUUUCCGGACGGCAUGUACCAGCGUGACAACACAAUUUUCGAUGGAAGCUAUCGUCAAUAAUACAUGUCCCGAUGGAUAUCAGUUAAUUUACCACAGUGAGCUGUUCUCGCACGAAUGCAUCCAUACCCCACUGCAGCUGGCUGCAGUUCUCAUUGGGUUCUCGUCGAUGAUAUGCUGGUUUUGUGCUCAAGCUCCGCAAGUUUUCAAGAGCUGGAAGACAGGAGAAGCUGAUCAAGCCUUCUCUAUAUUUUACCUAGUUGAGUGGGCGUUUGGAGAUGCAUUCAACUUGAUCGGGUCAAUAUUGGCUCACCAGCUCAGCUUUCAGAUAUGGCAGGCGGCAUACUUUUGCUUGAUGGAUGUCAUUCUUACGGCACAGUUCCUCGUGGCCUAUCUCCGGAGAAAAAUGAGGACGAGAGUGCUACUGGAGGGUGACACAGACCCACCGCGGCGCCCCAACUCACUGCCCGUCCUAUGCAUCCUGGCAAUCGUCAUUCCCGUCACUCUGUUCACAUCGGGCGGCGACAGUCGGAGCGGCGUGGUCGGUGGCGUUGGCCAGGCCUACGCGACGGAAUCGCUUCACGGCGGCAGGCGACUAUUAGCAGUCGACGCGCCGUCGAAGAGCUCAUCCUUUGAUGUAUUUUUACCGAGUGUCCAGAAAGAUGCUCUCUACGGCUACGUGCUAGGCUCCAUCUCAGCGUUCUUCUACGUGGUGGCCGGCUUUCCUCAAGCGUACAAGAAUUUUAAGCGCAAAUCUUGUGAGGGCCUCUCUCUCUACAUGUUCAUCCUGGCAGCGCUGGGCAACAUCACCUACGCACUCGGUAUCUUCCUCUUCAGUAUGGAGCACAUGUUCCUCUUGAACAAGCUCCCUUGGUUAGUUGGCAGUCUCGGAUCCUUGUUAUACCAGUUUACUAUUCUGUUCCAGUUCUUUCUCUACUCCAAGGAUAGCAUUUGCAGCGAGACGGACCAAGAGCAGAGGACGCCGCUGAAUUCAGACUACGCUCAGCCAGUCGAUUACAGCAUUGUGGAAGUGUGAGGACAUCCACUGAGCUGCUCGACUGCAGCAUUGUGGAGAUGUGGAGGGAAUUCCUGCACUUGCCUGCUCAUCGCCGCAGAAUGUCCAAUUCCUUGGUGAGAGAAUUGGACAUUUCUGAGGUUUCUUGUCCAUUCUCUUUCCCAUUUGGGCUUGAAGAAGCUCUAGUUCCGUGCCGCCCAUCUCGGCAGCGCACUGCUCGAGUGCAGCAUUGUGGAGAUGUGGGGGAAAUUCCUGCACUUGCCCGCUCAUCGCCGCAGAAUGUCCAAUUCUCUCAUUCUCUCGCCGAGGAAUUUGACAUUUCUGGGGUUUCUUAUCCAUUCUCUUUCCCAUUUGGGCUUGAAGAAGCUCUAGUUCCGUGUCGCCCAAUCUCGGCAACGCUAGUUUUUUUAAUUUAUUACGUUGAAAUACCAUUCUUACAGCAAAGUCUACCCGUAUAGUCCGUUUUCAAGGUGAACAUUGAGAUGAGCUUUGCAUCUUGUACUGACAUAUGUUCCACGAUAGCAAUGUCUAAUGAACCCCGCAUUUCCCCGAACAUGAAGCUACUUUUGAUCAAGUACGACUUA